AUGGCACCUGGUCCUAGGCUUGGUUCUGGCCUUUCUCCUGAUAUUGCAAUAGUCUUAUCCAUUACAAAUAACAAACUGUCCAACACAAGAUUGCUGAAUUUUAGAACAACCUGGAUGGAACAUGCACAUACAAAAUGCAAUGGCACCGUGAUACCAGAGUUUACUUUUGUUGGUUUUCCAGGACUGAUAAGAGUCCCCGAGUUAAUCGGAGUAACAUUUCUGGUUACAUAUGUGUUGACUCUCUUCGGCAACUUUUUCAUUUUCUAUGUAAUCAAAAAGCAAGAGACGUUGCAAACUCCCAUGUUUAUAAUAAUAUGUAACCUGGCCUUGUCAGACAUCAUUUACAGCACGGUUAUAACUCCUAAGAUUAUACAGACCUAUUUGUUUGGUUAUAACUCUAUUCAGUUUCACAUGUGCUUUCUUCAAAUGUACUUUUUGCACUUUGCCGGCUCAGUUGACUCCUAUAUAAUGCUUGUGAUGGCAAUAGACCGUUACAUUUCUAUCUGCUAUCCUUUGAGGUACCCAGCUUUAAUCACCAAUAAAAAUGCUCAGAAAAUGUGCUUUACAGCCUGGAUCCUUGGGGCAAUUACACCGCUCACGCCAGUUAUCCAGGCUUUAGUCCUGCCCUUCUGUGGAUCUAACAUGAUACCUCUAUUAUAUUGUGAAAUUGGCACAGUUGUGCGGUUGGCAUCUACAGACACAACUUUUAAUCAACAAAUGGGGAGCUCUUUUGGCAAUUUGGUGCUGAUUGGUUUGUUUUUGCUUAUCUUGCUUUCCUAUUUAAAGAUAAUCGUCUCAGUCAUGAAGAUUGCAACAUCGGGGAAUCGGAUGAAGGCAGCCUACACCUGCAGCACUCAAAUAAUUGUAAUUUUUAUUUAUUUCCUCCCCAGGUUAUUUGUAUACAUUGCCUCAACUGCUGGUUUGUUCAUUCCAGGUGAUCUCCGAGUGUCACUAGGGGUCCUUUACUGCCUCCUACCUCCUUUAGUAAAUCCACUGAUUUACAGUUUCAGAACUAAAGAAAUUAAACAGUUUAUACUUAAGCAGCUGAAUACGAGAAACAUUUAUUGUAGUAUCAAGUUCCGACUUAUCCACGAGCAUAUACUGUAUGAGCUUCUUAACUAA
Polypterus senegalus (gray bichir) is the source of this 1122-nucleotide messenger RNA. Its product is annotated as olfactory receptor 10G7-like. Gene Ontology annotation, molecular function: olfactory receptor activity; G protein-coupled receptor activity. Gene Ontology annotation, biological process: G protein-coupled receptor signaling pathway. The transcript is spliced from 3 exons. Lineage: Eukaryota; Metazoa; Chordata; Cladistia; Polypteriformes; Polypteridae. The coding region runs from base 1 to 1122 and encodes 373 amino acids. The record is from RefSeq and is a predicted model, not a curated record. Gene Ontology annotation, cellular component: membrane.